Brenthis ino (lesser marbled fritillary) is the source of this 1383-nucleotide messenger RNA. Lineage: Eukaryota; Metazoa; Arthropoda; Insecta; Lepidoptera; Nymphalidae. The record is from the annotation of a GenBank genome assembly.
AUGCUACGUUCUCGUUUCACGCUUUUUUAUGCGUCUUCACGUAAAAAGCAUACUAGUAUAGCAGAAAGCUAUGAAGGACAGUCUCUUCUUAUAACCGGCAGCACGGGAUUCGUUGGAAAGGUUCUUUUAGAAAAGUUAUUGUAUCAAUGCCCAAAAAUAGACAAAGUAUACCUUUUGGUGCGGGAAAAGAAAAAUAUUAAACCUCACCAAAGGAUUUCGAAAAUGUUAGAUGAACCGGUAUUUUCAAGAUUAAUAAAAGAAAAACCACAGAUGUUAGACAAAAUCGUACCCAUAGCAGGUGAUAUCUCCAGUCCCGACUUGGCAAUGAAAACUCAAGAUCAACAACUUUUAAUUAACAAAGUGUCGAUGGUGUUCCAUUCAGCAGCGAGUGUUUUAUUUGAUGAUCCUUUAGAUGUAGCCAUGAAUAUUAACUUUGGGGGCACAGAACGAGUGCUUAAUCUUUGCCUUCGUAUGAAAACAAUAAAGUCGUUCCUUCAUGUUUCAACUGCAUAUUGUAACACGGAUAAACCAAUUAUUGAAGAAAUUGUAUACCCGGUACCUGCUUCCUUAGAUAAAGUAAAUGAAUUGCUUGCAAAAGGCCACGUUAAUAAAGACGAAGUUAAAAAACUGCUCAAUAAACAACCAAAUACAUAUGCUUUUGCUAAAGCACUUGCAGAGAACCUUGUUUUAGAAAGACAUGGAAAUAUUCCCACGACCAUUAUUAGACCAACAAUUGUGUCAGGAAGUAAAAAUGAGCCUGUGAUUGGUUGGGUCGACAACUGGUUCGGAAGUACUGGUCACAUGGCUUUGACCCUUUUGGGCAUAAAUCGUGUGGUGUUGGGUAACCCUAAUAAUAUUCUUGACAUCAUACCCGUGGAUUACGUUGCCAACCUCAUAAUUGUUGCAGCUGCUACCAAUACAAACUGUAAAGAUGUUAAAGUUUACAAUUGCUCUACUAGUAAAGUCAAUCCUAUCAGUUUAUAUCAGCUAAAAAACUUAACGAUUGAGGAUAGUAAGAGAAACAAAGCAAAUGUUGUGCCGUUCCCAUCUUUACACUUUACCACUUCCAAAUGGGUCCAGUCAUUAAUAAUAUUGAUUUCCAAUACCCUACCAGCGUACUUUAUGGAUACCAUGCUAAUACUGCAAGGAAAAACACCGAGGUACAGGGAUUUUUUCUCAAAAGUAUCUAGACAGCGCAAUGUGUUGGAUUACUUCACAUUCAACACUUGGGAAAUUUGUUCAUCGAAGACGAGGGCCCUUGCAGCGUCGCUCUCACCAGCGGACAAGCAAAAUUUUCCUUUCGACCCUAUUGAUAUUGACUGGAAAACUUAUGUUGCCAAUUACUGCAAAGGUAUUAGACAAUAUAUGUUAAAACGUCAAAAA